This is a messenger RNA of Aphis gossypii (cotton aphid), 1356 nucleotides long. RefSeq lists its product as uncharacterized. NCBI's taxonomy places the organism in Eukaryota, Metazoa, Arthropoda, Insecta, Hemiptera, Aphididae. The transcript has 2 exons. Bases 68 to 859 code for a protein of 263 amino acids. The record is from RefSeq and is a predicted model, not a curated record.
UUAUUUAACACUUAAUUGAUUUUUUUCAGUCAAAUAUUUUGUUAGCUUAUGUUAUAUAACAGCAAUUAUGAUAUUACAAAAAUUAUUAUGGGAAAUUUUUCUCCUUGCUUUACUCAAUAUUGUUACAAAGACUGAAGAAAAUUUGGUUACUGACUUUAGCACAUCACGUGGAUACGCCAACAUGAAGUUGAACGUUGCUGAUAUGAUCAAACAAGAUGAUAUGUGGAAACCAGGUGAACAGGUGCAAAACAUCGCAUUGGAAACAACAACAAUAAUGAUUAAGAAAAAAUUAAGAUUAUGUAAGAAGGAUUGGUUUGAGGCCGAAAAAAACAAACUGAAAUCGAUAAUUCAAUUUGUUGGACAGGAUAAUCGUCAAUUUGAACUCAAACCGUCCGCGAUGGAAAAGGUGAGUGCUGGAGACAUCAAUAAUGGUAUGUCUAACGAUGAAAGCCAGCCGACCGCGGUCAACCAAUGUUUGACAACCCAUUGCAGAACCACGGGGCCAGCGGUUACCAUGACCAAAAUAGGUGAUCAAACAAUUGACCCGAAUCUGACCAUGGGGCAUUUUGCACCGUUCACUCCACGGACUCGGACCGUAGGCUGGCGUGAUCUGAGGCCGACUACCGCCAGAUACUCGACUAAGAAGUGGAGAUGCUACGGUAAGAUAGAGGAUGAACCAGCAACCGACAAAGGGGCUACCGUUGGCACGUUAUGGCAGGUAUACACGUUAUCCACACGAAUGCCUAAGGCCCCAACAGCCAACAAUCCUAUCACCAAAGGAUUCUUGCGAAUGACGUCGACGGACAGAUGGAGGAUACGUUCCGCCGACAGAUGUACUAAAGCUCACAGAAGGGCGUAAGAUCCUAUUUUGCAAUCCUCGUUGCAUUACUACUUAAUUACCCUAGCCCACACUCCGGGCAAUUGGGUAAUGCUCUGUCGUGACAACUCCAUCGUACUAACCACUUGUUCCAAUCCCAGCCGACAGACAGAAUCGUGGUAAGGUCUUGAAUUAUCAAGAUAAAAACAAAUAAGAUAAUGAUGAAAUAAGAUAAUAACGAUACUUAAAAUAUUUAUCUAGAUAAUAGAUAAAAGAUGACCAAUGCUAGUCAUUUAAAUAGAAAACAGAUAAGGACUAGAGCUGGAGACUGAUAUAACACAAUAAAACUAUUACAAGUAUGGUGAAAACAAUCACGGUCUAUGUGUAAUAAUAAUAUAAAUACUAUUUAAUUUUUCACAGCUUACAUUUUAUUACAAUUCCUUAUUAAUCACGUUUUUAAAUUAUAAUCAUUUCAAAUAUUAAGGAAUAGCCAAUAGAAAAUGUUAUCUUGCAAUCGUUAUUUUAAUUUUUCGUAUUAU